Molecule: messenger RNA, 1491 nt
Organism: Helobdella robusta
Lineage: Eukaryota; Metazoa; Annelida; Clitellata; Rhynchobdellida; Glossiphoniidae
Exons: 8
Coding region: 1-1491 (496 amino acids)
Biological process (GO): signal transduction; regulation of membrane potential; chemical synaptic transmission
Cellular component (GO): synapse; membrane; neuron projection
Molecular function (GO): transmembrane signaling receptor activity; neurotransmitter receptor activity; extracellular ligand-gated monoatomic ion channel activity
Source: RefSeq, a predicted model, not a curated record
AUGAGCGAGCAGGUGUCGGCAGCUUCCUUAUCUUCAACAGUCCGCGCCAUGGAGCGCUUGAUUCGCAGCCACAUCCAUGUCAUGGAGAAAAGUGCCAAAUUGUUGGAACCCCCUCCUGAAACAAAAACCCUCGUGCCAUCCGCUGUUUCCUCUAUGCUAGGCAAGAAAAAAGGCGGGAAAGAAGUUAUAAAGAAGCAAGAUAAGGUGACAGUAUACGUGAAGGUUCUCUUUUUAAAGAUCGGCGUCAUUGAUACCAUCCACGACAGGUACACUGCGGAAAUCAUGGUGCAAACGAAAUGGCGGGAAACCAGUUUGGACGGUUCAAAAAUUCCCCCUGGCGAGAUCGACCUCGGUUCUUACUGGAACCCCAAGGUAGCAAUCUCGAAUGGCAUUGGCGAUCUGAAGUACACAACGACGAAUUUUGUUGAGUUUGACCAGAUUGGGAGGGCCUGGGUUUACGAGAGGAGGAGAACCAAUGGUCAGUUUUUUGAGUUCAUGGAGCUUAACAAGUUUCCAUUCGAUGGGCAGGACCUGACGGUGACGAUAACAUCUGAGCGUGUGGACAGCGAGUUGGAGUUCAUUCAGGACGACAGUGGCGAGAGUGCGGUCAACGCAGAAGCCUUCAGUGCGGCCCAGGAAUGGAAACUUCAUGGCAAGGUGAACAUUUGGACGAAGGUCAAUGUCAAGAAGGUCAACAAGAAGAAGAUGAGGUACCCCUGCUUCUGUGUCGCUGCCAAAGUGGCGAGGAGACCUCAGUUCUUCAUCUACAACAUCAUCGUCAUCAUGUUUUCUAUCUGCAGUUUGGCAUUUGCAACCUUCACAGUGAAACCUGAAGCUCCAGAGUCCAGGCUGCCCUUGACCUUCUUCCUCGUCCUCACCACGGUCACCUUCAAAUUCGUCGUCAACAAAAGUCUACCCAAAAUAUCCUACCUGACGUAUCUAGACAAGUACAUCCUAGGCUCCAUGGUUAUCCUCUGCACCAUUUGCAUCUGGCACUCCAUAGCCGGUUCAUUGGUCAACAAUGCAACCCAAAACACGUCAGCAACUUCGACCACGGCAGCCACUCUACCUACGACCACAAAAGCCGUUGCGGUUACUACUACAUUGAGCACCUCUGUAGUCAGCUGUCCGGCCAUCUCGAAGCCUCCUUCUACUCCUUUCGGCAAGACGAUCGAUCAAUCCAUCAUGGGAGUCUUUGCAGUCAUCUACGUCGGUUUCCACCUCUGCUUCAUCUUCCUCAUCAUCUGCAAGGGAGCCGAUGAUGAAGUCAACGAGAGCCUGAACGUGAGCGAGGAUGAUGAUGAUGAAGAUGCAGAGAAGAAGGAGUCCAGGAGCAACAUGGCUAUGGUUGCUCUCGGACUUUUUGGGAAUGGGGACAAGGUCAGUCCUACCAGCGAUUCCAUGGCCAAGGCCAGUCCUCAAGGUCAAACUACUCAGCCAAUCAGAAGUGGAGGCAGGCUGCAGAAUGGACUGCCCCCAGUGCAUGAAUGA